This is a messenger RNA of Arctia plantaginis, 414 nucleotides long. Lineage: Eukaryota; Metazoa; Arthropoda; Insecta; Lepidoptera; Erebidae. The record is from the annotation of a GenBank genome assembly.
AUGGCUUUCUCUGGAAAGAAAUUCAGAAGAGUUGGGAGUGAAAAUAUUGACGCGCUGCUCAAUGCUGCAGAUGUCGGCGAAAGUGCAAAACAUAUGCUGCGGAGUAAGACACCAACAUUUAAAUUUACUAAGGUUGAUGACAAUACGUUUAACUUCUGUCUCGAGAAUGAAGGCAAGGUUAUGUCACAUAACUUCAAACUCGGAGAAGCAACCGAGACAAAGAGAAGAGAUGGCUCUGUAGUAUCUGUCACAUACACGUUGGAAAGUGACAAUGUGUUGACACAGACAAUCAAACCAGCAAAUGGUGCUCAGUCCCAUUUCAAGCGGGAGUUUGGAGAAAAGGAAGCUAAACUGACGAUCACAAUCGAAGGCAUAGAUGUCGUGGCGGUAGUCUAUUACGAAUUGGUGGAAUGA